AAUUUACUACAACGCCAUGGCGGUUUACGGCCUGAGCGUCGAGUGGUAUGACGCACAGCCAAUGCUGACGCGAGAAUUCGUGAUGCGCGUCUACGCAGAGGAGCGCCAAGUGGAAAUGUACGACGCGAAGUCGCGCCGCACAUUCCUGAAGAAAUCACCCCUACCGGCGUCGAUUGGGCUCAGUGAUCUAUUUGUGGGGAACGAAAUCGUUCUGCACUCUCGGGCGUUGAAAAUUGUGCGUUAUGCCGAUAGAGCAACAGCCGAGAUGCUACGUAAGUCUCAAAUGGUAUCAACAGCUCUAUUAUCACCCAAUUGUGUCGCGUCGGGGAAGCUUGGUGCGGCAAUCUCAGUGUUGGAGGGUGCAGGUCUGACAAUUAAGAAGCUUAAGAUGGUAGCUUUGAGUAAAUCGGAAGCGAAAGAGUGCGCUGCUCUCGUAGAAGAGGGCCCACAAAUGAGCAAACUCCUGAGCUCUGAAAAGUCCAUUGUAGUAACUGUUGCUGGUUUGCACGCCGUUGAAGCGCUGAGUCAGGCUUGCGAGCAAGUAUCCAACUCUCUUAGCGGCUAUGGGUCUGCUCGUCUCGCGAUCGCUGCACCGAACGCCACUGCAGCGAUACAUCUUGAAGAAUUGGCUUUUGGGACUACUCGUUCUUUGGCAUCUUGGCCGACUGCUCGUUACGGCAGUGACUGCACUUGUUGUGUGGUGCGUCCCCACGCCUUGAUGAGCAAACAGCUUGGAUCCAUACUGUCACAUAUUGAAGCUGCUCAAGCGUAUGAGAUUUCCGCAAUGGCACUUUUCAAACUAGACAUCCCCGCUGCAGCUGAAUUCCUUGAAGUGUACGAAGGCGUCGUUCCUGAGUUUGAGGCGUCAGUAAAGCAGCUAAGCUCAGGCCCGUGCUGUGCUUUGGAAUUGCGAGGUCGCGAUAGCGUCGUUAAAAAAAUGAGAGAGACUUGCGGCCCAUGGGAUGUCAAUUUUGCAAAAGAGAUCCGACCUAAUACUAUUCGCGCAAAGUUCGGCAUCGAUGGAGUCAAAAAUGCCGUGCACUGCACUGACCUCCCUGAUGAUGGUGAUCCAGAGUCUCGCUACUUCUUUGAUAUCCUAGCUGGCACGGGUGAACAACCGAUGGGAAAUCCGACACGUCCUAAUUUUGGCCCCUCCCGGCAACCCAGUGGGCUCAAAACUUUUUGUGGCUUGCCCGCCUGGAUGCGGGGCUGAUGCGGGGCUGAUGCGGCCGACCUGAGUAAAGCCCCCAGCCGCAGGCCCCAGUGCCGGGGAUGAUAAACGGCGACUAUCGCACGUGGUCAGAACGCGAGUGUGAUUAAGCACAAUCAAAGUG
Molecule: messenger RNA, 1334 nt
Organism: Aureococcus anophagefferens
Lineage: Eukaryota; Pelagophyceae; Pelagomonadales; Pelagomonadaceae
Exons: 3
Coding region: 17-1213 (398 amino acids)
Cellular component (GO): centrosome
Source: RefSeq, a predicted model, not a curated record